GUGAAGGCAUAAUGAAUUCCCAAGUUUAUUUUUCUGGAUAAAUAUGUCAUCGGCGGUCGUACUCAUCUCCAGUCUCUCUUUAAUCUAUAAUAGAGAAGGCAUCAAUGCCAUUAUGUGAAAAGAGUGCUUCACUGAAAGUGUAGUUCUUGACAAGUAUUCACGCGAUAAUUCAUUGUUUAUUUCUGACAACCAUACCUUUACGCUGCUAUUAUAGUGGAGAAUUGUUCCUUCCUUUUACCUGCUUUAUCAUAUACCACACUUUCCACCUCCCGCAGCACACCAACCACCCGAUCCCUUUUUUGUGUCUCAAUCCUCAUGUCCGACAACACUAACAAUACACUGCGAAUCCUAAUCGCGACAGACAAUCAUGUCGGUUAUCUUGAAGAAGAUCAAAUCCGCGGCAAAGAUUCGUUCCAAUCAUUCGAAGAAGUCCUCAUUCUCGCCAAACACCACAAAGUCGACUUUAUAUUACUAGGCGGCGAUCUAUUCCACCACAGUCAACCGUCGCUCUAUUGUCUACGCCAUGUCAUUGGCUUGAUCCGUCAACAUUGUUUUGGCGACAAGCCUUGUGAAUUCAACAUUUGCAGUGACCAGAGUAUCAAUUUCCAAAGCCGGUUCCAACAAGGUGCCAACGUCUACGAUCCUAAUCUGAACGUCAGCAUUCCUAUUUUUACCAUCCACGGCAAUCACGACGAUCCUGUUGGAAACGGCAACUUGUCCGCCAUGGAUUUGCUGGCCAGUGCUGGCUGCGCUAAUUAUUUCGGUCGGUGCCAUGAUUUAAACGAUAUCAAGGUUUAUCCUAUUCUGAUGCAAAAGGGUGAGACCAAGCUGGCCUUGUAUGGAAUGGGUAACGUACGCGACGAACGAUUACACCACGCAUGGCGCGACGGAUCCGUAUCGUUUAUUCGACCCAGUAACGAGCACGGUGGACAGACAUGGCUCGAUGACGCGUUCAAUAUGUUUGUUCUGCACCAAAACCGCGUACGACACGGUCCUACGUCUUAUGUGCCUGAAGAAUUUCUAGACGAGUUUAUUGACUUGGUGUUGUGGGGUCAUGAACAUGAUUGUCGAAUCGAUCCAGAACCUAGUCAUGGGAAAUAUAUUUCCCAGCCUGGAUCAUCCGUCGCAACAAGUUUGGCCGAGGGCGAAGCUUUGCCCAAACACGUGGGUCUCUUGGAAAUUACAGGCAGGGAAUACUCGCUACAAAAAAUCCGAUUGACUACUGUACGACCCUUUCAAUAUACUGCUGUGUCCUUAUCCGAAGUCGCCGAGCUGAGAAACGCUACGCACGACAGCAAGGCAGUCCAGCGAUACCUGUUCUCUGUUGUAGAAGACUUGAUCCGUCGAGCACAAGAUGAAUGGGACGAACAGCAGGAUGACCUACGACUAGAGAACGAUAACAACAACGACAACAGCAAUCCAGAACUGCAAAGCCAACGAAAUCGACCCAUGCCAUUACCAUUGAUCCGUAUUCGAGUCGAAUAUGGUGGCGACUUUGAAGCAUUCAAUGUGGUGGUGUUUGGCAAGAAAUUCGUGUCACGCGUGGCCAAUCCGCGAGAUAUACUAAAGUUCCACCGACAACGCAGCGCUGGCGACGGUGCACGGCGACAAGCCCGACAACGAGCGACGGAAAUACUGAAUGAUCCAGAUGCAAGUGUGCCUGAAAGACUGGAUACGGUCCGUGUUGAAGCAUUGGUCGAUGAAAUACUGGGCAGGACGCUCGAAGUGCUUCCGGAAAAUGAGAUGCAGGAUGUGGUGCAGAAAUUGAUUGACAAGGAGGACAAGAAGGCUGUCUCAAGCUUUAUCCAACAAUCUGUGCAGCGCAUGAAGCGUAGCAUUGACGAUGAAAAUCAUAACACAAGUAUUGAAGACCUGUCGGACCAGUUUGUCAAGCGAAGAGCAACAGAACUCAAGGAGGAUCGAUUCAAUAACUAUGCUCGUGAACAAGCGUCCCGAAAUGCUCGACGAACCAGACGAAGCGAUAACAAUGAAGAUGACAGUCAUGGCGAGUAACGUUUUCAAAAAACGGGAAAACGAAGGAUAGCCCAAGGAAAAAGGACCGUUUUUUAUUGUUAUUGCUAUGUUGCAGUGCUUGUUUGGUGGAUCAAUAUGUAAAUAGUGUUUUUUGAUACUCAAUUAUUACAUGCACAGUCAUACACACACACACCCAAAAACCAGAAAAAUGCCAAUAUUAAAUUUUCUACUGCUUGCAGAAAAUAAGGGGUACAUGGUCUGGGCUCUCUGUGUAUGUGCGCCUGUUCAAUGUUUGUG
Messenger RNA from Zychaea mexicana, 2271 nucleotides. Its product is annotated as Metallo-dependent phosphatase-like protein. Gene Ontology annotation, biological process: meiotic DNA double-strand break formation; telomere maintenance; mitotic G2 DNA damage checkpoint signaling. NCBI's taxonomy places the organism in Eukaryota, Fungi, Mucoromycota, Mucoromycetes, Mucorales, Lichtheimiaceae. The transcript has a single exon. Gene Ontology annotation, molecular function: DNA endonuclease activity; 3'-5'-DNA exonuclease activity; manganese ion binding. The record is from RefSeq and is a predicted model, not a curated record. The coding region runs from base 316 to 2013 and encodes 565 amino acids. Gene Ontology annotation, cellular component: Mre11 complex; nucleus.